AUGUCCGAUACAGAAGACGCGUCUCCCCUUGGAGACAAUGCUCCCAGCGGCGAGCAGCAAAUAACAUCUGGUCAGGAUGUGGACUCCGACAUCCCUCAUCUUGAGGAGCAGGAGAUGGAAGCUGGCAGCGAGCUACAAGAUGCUAGCCACCGCCGUGAUUUGCUGGAGAAGGAAGCAAAUGCUUCCGAAGUAAGCUCAAUUGAUGCGAGCUUGGUGGACUCGCUCCCAAGGCGAGCUGGUAGUCCGGUGGGCUCGCUUGCCUCAGGUCGGGGAGAAGAUUCAAUCCAGGGCUCGUACAUGUCGUCUCCAGGCAGUAGUGUUUUGCCCUCGGUUGCAUCACGAGCUGGCUUGAGCAGCCCAUCACCAUCGUUCAGACCAUUCGAUCGUCGGUUCCAAUCCCGCAUAUCUUCAUCCUCGUCCACCACACCCCGUGCGUCGUCGCCCGCUUUUCUCAACACCCAUAGUCGAAACGUCUCUCUUAGCUCCAACUUCUUCAUUGAACAAAAUGAGACUGAUACACCGUCACCUCCAUGGGAAGUCGUAAGAUGGACCAGGUUGAAGAAAAUGAAUGGCCAGGCCUUUUCUGAGGCUGGCCGUAGGAAUUUCGGAUCCCCAACCUGUCUGGCGGUUUCAGCAUCUAUUGUUUUGGGGACUUCAAAGGGUAUAAUAUUAAUAUUUGAUUUUAAUCAAAAUCUCAAAAUGAUAAUUGGACCAGGAACGAAAGCAAUCGAGUCCGGUCCAAUCACUGCUAUUGCUAUAUCGGCAGAUCACACAACCGUUGCCGGGGGGCAUGCCAAUGGGAACAUCUUUACUUGGGACACUGGCAGAGCUUCGCGACCAUUUCUCACGAUUCCGCAUUUGGAUGAAGCACAAGCAGAAAACCGGACAGCAGAUGGACAUGUUCCUAAUGCAGCUGUGGUGCAUCUCGGGUUUCUGGGUACGCGACACACAGCCCUCGUGUCAGCAGAUGACCGCGGAAUGGCCUUCUCGCACCUCGCAACUCGAGGCACUGGGGCGCUGGGUCGAACCGUGAAAACCACACGAAUUCUGGGCCGAUAUCCAAAUGCGCCUCCUCCUUCAGGGAAAUCCAUCAAACCAAGCACUGUGCUCGCUUUUGCCCCGUUACCACUGGGAAAUGUCGAAAAGGCGACAGACGGCAUGGGACUCACAGCAAUGCUUACGCCUUACCUGCUUGUGAUUGUUUCUACCACCCCUAUUGCCCAGACGCAACACAAGUCAGCCCGGCCAAAGGAUGUCCCAGCACAUAGCGCAAUGACUGGCUGUUUAGCCUGGUUUCCUGCUGUCAAGUUGAAAACUCCGGAUGCACACACCGGAAGUGAUGUGUCCAAGGUCAAGCUUGUGUACUGUUGGUCAAAUGUCCUGACCGUCCUUGAUGUGGAUGAAAUUUACGGGGAGGAUGCAGAUCAACCUCCUUCUCUCAGAUUCAAAGCACGAAGCAGAUGGAAGUGUGAAGAGGCUAUCGCAGCGGUGCAGUGGCUAAGUCGAUCUGUUCUUGCAGUCCUGACUAUUUCUCAGCGUCUUAUCAUCUUGGAGGACCGAAGCAUGCGGAUGACUGAGGCAUUCGACUUGUUGCAGAAACAUAUAUACCAUAAAGACCUCUUCUCGAAACAACUUCACACUCUUGUGGAACAGCUAGAUGAAGAAGAUGUGACAAUGCACGGAGUUGUGGCUGAUGCCUUCUACAUGAGCUUCAAAGCCUACAAGGGUAGGAUGUUCUUGCUCGGCUUCAAUGAGGUUUCCAUAGGAGCACUCUCAAACUGGGCAGAUCGCCUUAUUGCUAUGAUGGAAAACGGAGAUUACAUUGGCGCGAUAAAGCUAGCUACUUCAUACUAUACGGGAGAUGCCGAUAAACUCACCGUUGGCCUUCCAGAGGACGGGACUGUGCGUCAUGCAAUGGUCCAAGACAAGAUCAUGGAGAUCAUGUCAGCGUCCUUGAAAUAUGUUUUUACUCAGCGACAGAAACGGGGCAAAUAUGAUGACGACGCCGACCAUUUGAGAGAACUUGCAGAGACCUGCUUCGUGGCCUGUCAGGCUAUUGAAGCAUCCGAUUUUCUGUUUGAAGAUAUGUACGAAUGGUAUAGCGAAGCUGAAGUCGAGGGUUUGUUUUUGGAGACCCUUGAGCCUUAUAUCUUGGACGAAACAAUUACAAUCGUGCCACCAGUGGUUGUUAAGGAUAUGGUCGCUCAUUAUGUGGCGAAGGGGUGGGAAAGCCGACUCGAGGAGAUGAUAUGCCAUAUGCAAACAGCAACAUUGGAUCUCGAUCAAAUCACGUUGUUGUGCAAGCAACACAGCUUGUACGAUGCCCUGACAUAUGUGUGGAAUCAGGCGCUGAAUGACUACAUCACCCCAAUGAUCGAUCUGCUGAGCCUCUUGGUCCCAUUGUUGACAAAUGGAACAACCACGGGUGGCACAACCGAGGACGAUUACUUCAGUGUCAAUGCCCUGAAAAUAUUCCCGUAUCUCUCAUAUACCUUGACAGGAAGAAUAUAUCCCAAUGGAGAAUGGUUAAGUGAAGAAACGGCGGACAAAGCCAAGGCAGAGAUUUACUGGUUUUUCUUCUCUGGCAAGACAGUGGAGUGGCCCAAGGGAAGCAAGAAAGAAUUCAUCACUCGACCAGGAGAUGAGUCAGAGCCUGCAUUUCCAUAUCUGCGAAUGGUUCUCAAGUUUGAUGCGCCAAGUUUUCUAAGCGCCUUAAACGAAGCCUUUGAAGACACGUUUUUGAACGAUUCCCCGGAGAAGCAGGUCAAUGGCGGAUCUCGAAUGGAUAUGCCGGAGGAACAGAUAUUCGGCAUGACAAUCAAUCGUCAGUAUGUGGUAUCGAUUCUUCUCGAUGUUAUGAAUCCAAACGAAUUCGCCCCCGAGGACACCAUCUACCUCGACAUGUUCAUUGCCCGGAACUUGCCAAAAUUCCAGCAGUAUCUCUUAUUUUCUGGCUCAACUUUGUCCAAAGUCCUUACAGGACUUUGUCACUAUCCCGGUGAAGAUCUUGCAGAGGACGCUCAGCUAAGCGCCGAAUACCUCCUUUCAGUGUAUCAACCGUCGGACAUGCCAUCAUUCUUGCCAUUAUUCAAGAAGGCGGGCUUUUACCGAAUCCUUAAGCGCGUGUUUCGUCUUGAGGGUCACUAUGGAAUGCUCAUCGCGACAUAUUUUGAGGACCCAGAAAAUCAGGAGUCUGUGUUUGAAUGCAUUGCAGACUGCCUUCGGCCGCAAAAGGGACUUGACAAUCGACAACUGGAAGACGUCCAACGGGUUAUCAAGCAACAUGCCAGAGAUUUGCUCGAGAUAAACCCUGAACAAACAGCGCAAACUCUCGUUGCACAGUCCAUCAAGGUUCAUCAGCACAUGGUCAAUUCUGCAUCUGAUGACGAAGGGUUGCAAUAUGCAUAUUUGAAAGCCUUGAUAGAACCCGGCCACGCUACGGAAGAUGAUGCCGGUCCCAACGACCAAGAGCUCACGGAGCGCUACGUACAACUCAUGUGCAAGUUCAGCCCGUCGCAUGUCUCAGACUUUGUGGAAAGCAUGCGAUCAGCCGAUUUGCGCCUUGAGAAGUUGCUCCCAACCAUGGAAGAGACUGGUGUCGUAGACGCUGCUGUCGUACUCAUGGCCCGCGAUGGCCAAGUCAGUCAGGCAAUGGAUAGGUUGAUCAAGCACCUAUUUUCGCUGGAAUCAGCGCUGCGAGGACUCUUGACAGAAACAAUUAGUUCCACAGAGGGAGCAGAUGUGGAAUCGUCAACCGUAGAAAUACUUGAGCAUUUGCAAAAAUACGUCCACGUCGGCAUUUGGCUAUGUCAGGGCCAGACAAAGUCGUCCAAGAAGGUGAACAUUGUGAAGAAGGGAAAGGCACUUGCAAAGGACAGCCUGUCUCCAGAUGAAUCCCUGUGGCUGGGAUUGAUUGAUGCUUGUGUACAAAUCACGAAGCGAUUAUCACCCAUCAUUUCAGAACAAGUGCAGGGCUCGGUUUUGGAAGACGACCAGGCAUUGACGCUUCUUCGCUCACUGGUUCAACACACAUUCACUUCCCUUCUCACAGCUACCUCUAGCCAGAGCCAGGUGCAAUCUGGGUCGAAUUUGCUGUCAAACGCGGGAAACAACCUGUCAUUUUUGAGGAUUUUAAGGGCAUUCCUCACCAAAGCGGCGGCCUCGUCACCAAAUUUGGCAGAUCUUCGAGGAGUAUUGGCCUCAAUAUUUGCGGCGUAUGCCUAUGAGGAGUCCAUUUUGCGACUGUCAAACCGGCUCCUGGAAAGGAAUUUGUUUGUAAAUGUAAAUCAAUCGGUACAAUUAAGGCAGCGUGGAUGGCGACCACGUGGCUCAACAUGCGAGGCAUGCAGCCGGCGAGUUUGGGGUCCUGGUGUAGCAGGUGGCUCCGUAUUUGAGGCAUGGGAAGACAGGCAAGCAGUGGAAGAUGAAGUACGAAAGCAGAGGAAACUCCGUGUUGCAGAGAGGGCCAAGGGCAAGGCGGGCGAGUCGGAUGGCCGGGACAAGGGAAAGAGUCUCGACGUCCGACCAUCGAGCAUGCUCAUUGAAUCAGACGCAGCUCUGGCUGGCAAAGAAGCACCUCUCGGGCCACUUGUGGUUCUGGCUUGUCGACAUAUAUAUCACCAGAGCUGUCUCGACUCGUUGCAGGAAAAGCAGGAGAAUGGGGUUAUUGGACGGGAACGCGAAUACAAGUGUCCCAUUGACGGUUAA
This is a messenger RNA of Pochonia chlamydosporia 170, 4707 nucleotides long. RefSeq names its product golgi complex component (Vps8). Gene Ontology annotation, molecular function: protein binding. Gene Ontology annotation, biological process: protein targeting to vacuole; endosomal vesicle fusion. The transcript is spliced from 3 exons. The coding region runs from base 1 to 4707 and encodes 1568 amino acids. The record is from RefSeq and is a predicted model, not a curated record. Gene Ontology annotation, cellular component: late endosome; HOPS complex. NCBI's taxonomy places the organism in Eukaryota, Fungi, Ascomycota, Sordariomycetes, Hypocreales, Clavicipitaceae.